AAAUGGCAGCGCGACCUCCAUCUCCAGUGAUAUCUCCUUUUCGUCCCCGUUUGAUCCUCUCCGUCUCCGAUUUUUUCGAUUCAUGUUAGUUUUUGUUUAAUAUCAUGUUUUAGUAACCUAAUUUGUUUGAUUUUACAGAGAUUAACACAAAUUCUAAAAGGGAAAACGAAACCCUAGUUGUAAGCAGAAUAGGGUUCGAGAAGAAGAAAGUCGCACUGUAGAGAGAACUAAGGGAUUGGGUAGCGCGCCAUCUCCCGUCAGUGGGGCUUGGCACUUGUGUUUAUCUAUGGAGUGCUUCAAACAGCAAAGUGACUAAGCUUUGUGACUUGGGGCCUUAUGAUGGUGUUUUUUUUGUCCAGUGGACCAAGGAGGGUUCUUUCAUAUCUAUUGGUAUAAACCUUGGUCAAGUUCAGAAAUCGCCGAAAGGGGUGUCUGGAAUCGAGAAAGAUUAGUGCGUGAUUGAUAUGAAGUGCAGUAGUCACAAAGGGUUUUCUGAGAAUUCACAAGGUGAGAGGAUUUGUAGGAUUUGUCAUCUGGCUUUUGGACCUGCGUCAGAUGCAGCAAUUGUCGUAAGUGCGAGCGCUACGAGUGGAGAUUUUAUUCAACUUGGUUGCGUGUGUAAAGACGAGCUCGACAUUGCUCAUGUUUAUUGUGCUGAAGUGUGGUUCAAGCUAAAGGGAAGCAGAUUAUGUGAAAUAUGUGGCGAGACUGAAAAAAAUGUCUCGGGUGUUACUACUAACGGAGUUAUGGAAGAGUGGAAUGAUAGAAGAUUCUCCGGAGAUAUUGCUGCUCAAAUUAAGCACAAUAACAAAUCUCUUCAUUUCAAAGUUGAUACUGAAUCAAAUGUGUUGACGAUAUUUACUCUCACAGAUUUCGUGACUUCUGCUAAAGUCGUUGCUUUUAUUCGAUUACCUGAUUACAAAUCCGGCAAGAUUGAAGUUCAAUAUCUUCAUGAUCAUGCUGGUUUUACUACUGCUGUUGAUUUGAGUCGCAACCCUGCUAUUGAUUUUUCUGUGACAAUUGGUACUCCUGAUCUUCAGGACGACUGUGAAGAUAGGGAUUUAUUGAAUGGACUUAGUGAAGAUAUCUUAGAACUUUCAUCGUCUGGUUGAAGAGCUCGCUAUAACUUUAACUGAGUCCAACAUUCAAGCAGCAAGCAUGAAGGUUAGUCCACUAAUCAACCAUUUCUAAACAUUCUUUUCUAGGGUUUUUGGAUACUUGUUUCAAAGAACCUGCGAGAAUUGAGACACUAGUAAUUUUGUAACCAGGGCAGAAUAACAUUCCCAUUGAAGUCAUAAUAUAUUAAUGUCAUAUAAUAAUAAUUUUAGCUAUAUUUUUCAUUUACAUGGUUUUGAUCCCAAGCUUCAAGCUUUCCCAUGUGGCUCUGUAUUAAUGUUAAGCUUUGGUUCAUA
Molecule: messenger RNA, 1412 nt
Organism: Vicia villosa (hairy vetch)
Lineage: Eukaryota; Viridiplantae; Streptophyta; Magnoliopsida; Fabales; Fabaceae
Product: mitochondrial outer membrane protein porin 6-like
Exons: 9
Coding region: 465-1112 (215 amino acids)
Biological process (GO): transmembrane transport
Cellular component (GO): mitochondrial outer membrane
Molecular function (GO): zinc ion binding
Source: RefSeq, a predicted model, not a curated record